This is a messenger RNA of Cornus florida, 1839 nucleotides long. Its product is annotated as 1-aminocyclopropane-1-carboxylate oxidase homolog 1-like. Bases 491 to 1591 code for a protein of 366 amino acids. The transcript is spliced from 3 exons. The record is from RefSeq and is a predicted model, not a curated record. NCBI's taxonomy places the organism in Eukaryota, Viridiplantae, Streptophyta, Magnoliopsida, Cornales, Cornaceae.
GUAGAAGCGUUGUUUGUAAAUUAUGUUCUCUCUCUCAUUCAACUCUCUCUCUUUAGCAACAUUGCUAUUCUCAGUCUCUCUCUUCUUCUUUCUCCCUCUAUUUCUUUCUUCUAUUUCUCUUUCUCUCCUUUUCUUAUUUUGUUUUCACGAUCAUUGCAGUUCACUUUCUCAAUUAAAGUCCGGUUUAUCAAGGCAGUUUGAACCUACUUGAGAGUUAAUAUUCUUUUUCAUACAAUCAUCUGAUCCAUAACUUUCUUGCAAAACAGACUCAGUUUGACCUAAUCUCUUUACACUCGAAUGAAGCUGUUGGUUCUGACACGCCCGCAUACACAAAUUUCUGAAUCGGCAUGCCCAUUUUAGGGUCAACACCUAAUUUCCUCACUCUUUCCACAAAGACUUCUCUUCCCCCUGAACUUCCUAAAUUCUAUUUGUAGAAACAAUAUUUUUUUUUUUGUAUGAACUUUCUCAAUACCUCGGCAAAACAAGAAAAAUGGUGGUGACCAGCACAUGUGAAGUUCAAGCUGAAAGUGAGCUGAAUUAUGACCGAACAAGCGAAUUGAAAGCUUUUGAUGACACAAAAGCUGGGGUUAUGGGACUCGUUGAAGCUGGAAUUACCAAUGUCCCUCGGAUAUUCAUUCAUCCACCAGACAACACCGACAAGUCAUCUGACUCGAGUUUUCCAGUCAUAGACCUUGAUGGCAGCCAUGAAGAUCCAAUCCGGCACAAGGAGAUGGUUGAGCAAGUCAUAGAUGCAUCCGAGAAGUGGGGUUUCUUUCAAGUGAUCAAUCAUGGCAUCCCUGUGAGUGUUUUGGCGGAGAUGAUGGAUGGUGUACGUAGAUUCUAUGAGCAAGAUACUGAGGUGAAGAAACAGUGGUAUACGCGAGAUGGCACAAAAACUGUGGUGUAUAACACCAACUUUGAUUUGUAUACUGCACCGGCAGCUAACUGGAGGGACACCUUUCUUUGUAUUAUGGGUCCUAAUCCUCCCAACCCAGAGGAAUUGCCCGUGGCAUGCAGGGACAUUCUAAUCGAGUUCUCAAAGCAAGUAAUGAAAUUGGGCAAUUUUUUGUUCGAGUUGUUGUCAGAGGCUCUUGGGCUCAAUCCCAACCACCUGAAAGACAUGGGUUGUGCUGAGGGGCUCGCUGUUCUAUGCCAUUGUUAUCCAGCAUGCCCGCAACCAGAACUAACCCUUGGUGCCACCAAGCACUCUGACAACGACUUCCUCACCGUGCUUCUACAGGACCAUAUAGGAGGCCUUCAAGUUCUUCAUCAGAAUCAGUGGGUUGAUGUUCCCCCUAAACCUGGAGCUCUAGUGGUAAAUAUAGGAGAUCUUCUACAGCUUAUGACAAAUGAUAAGUUCAAAAGUGUUGAACACAGAGUAGUAGCAAACCAAGUCGGUCCAAGAUUAUCUGUGGCGUGCUUUUUUACCACAGAGUUGUUGCCAUCCCCAAAAAUGUACGGACCCAUUAAAGAGUUGUUAUCGGAAGAGAAUUCUCCAAAGUACAGAGAAACCACCGUAAGAGAUUAUGUAGCCCACUUCCAUGCAAAAGGACUUGAUGGCACUUCUGCACUGGAGCAUUUCAAGCUCUAAACUUGGCAUUACUCUGUAGUUGAUCAUCAUAUUUGUAAACUGUGUUAACAGUUAAACAUGUUUGAAUGUUAUUUGUAAAUUGUAAUUUGUGACAUUUGUGUUGGGAAACGUGCUAGUUUUAAAAACUUUUCGAGGGAUUUAAAUUCAUAGACUUUGAUUCAUUACAUAGAGACAAGUUUUAUACAAAAAUAAAACAUGAUGUAUCAUUCAAUUAAAAGAUUGAAUACUUACAUCAAUGUUUGAGUAAA